Messenger RNA from Physcomitrium patens, 2104 nucleotides. RefSeq names its product sulfoquinovosyl transferase SQD2. Gene Ontology annotation, cellular component: chloroplast envelope. The record is from RefSeq and is a predicted model, not a curated record. Gene Ontology annotation, biological process: glycolipid biosynthetic process; sulfolipid biosynthetic process. Lineage: Eukaryota; Viridiplantae; Streptophyta; Bryopsida; Funariales; Funariaceae. Gene Ontology annotation, molecular function: UDP-sulfoquinovose:DAG sulfoquinovosyltransferase activity.
GGAACGGCACAGUGACCAGCAAGGAGCCAACCGUGCUUCUGUUGCUUUGUGCAAUAUCUCUUUCAAUUCUUGGGCUGGCUUUCGUUGUGCCUUCCGAUGUGUGCACGCUGCUUCCCUCUUCGUUGUCAAGGAUUUCAGUUGCAGCUGCUGUGCUUUUGUCACUGCUGCUGCCGCUUCUUCUGAUUGCAACGCAGAAUUUGCGGAUCCAGAGGGAGAGCGGAGGGUGCAUUCUUUGCCGUUCCAGCCCGAGGCAUGUCGUUUGUACAAUCACCAUGUGGUUCCAUGCGCACCGUCACCGCAUCCCCCACUGAUUUCUCUUCCGUAGCCUCCAGUUCCUCUAAUCCACGAUUUUCAGUGCCUUUUCUUCGGAGUACAGGAUGCGCGAAGAGUCUCUAUUUCAGCGCCAUCUCGCCCACAGUAAUGGGUUUUUCGUGUUCUCUAAGAAAGAGAAAAAUGCAGUAUGGAUUGUCUUCGGGAGACAUUAGUAGUGUUUGUUCGAAAGGGAAAGAAAUCGCAGACGAUAACUUUCUGGUGUCUGCCUAUAGUGAUGCAUCUGCUGCUGCGCCCCUCCGGUCCUCUGAGCAGGAAGAGUUCGCAAAGGAGUGGGCUCACAAGCCUCGACGUGUUGUCCUUUUCGUUGAGCCUUCCCCAUUUUCCUACAUCUCAGGGUACAAGAAUCGUUACCAAAACUUCAUACGUUACCUGCGAGAACUUGGAGACGAGGUCCUAGUCGUCACGACUCAUCAUGGUGUGCCUGCGGAAUUUUAUGGGGCAAAGGUUAUCGGUUCCUGGAGUUUUCCACUGCCUUGGUAUAAGGCUGUUCCUAUGUCGCUUGCGUUGAGCCCACGCAUAUACAAGGAGGUGAAGGACUUCAAACCCGAUAUUAUUCAUGCAUCAUCUCCUGGAAUAAUGGUUUUUGGAGCCCUGAUUAUAGCUAAGCUUGUUGGGGUUCCAGUUGUAAUGGCUUAUCACACACACGUCCCGAUGUAUAUUCCAAAAUACACCUUUAGUUGGCUUGUCAAGCCAAUGUGGCUAGUUAUCAAAUUUCUGCACAGAGCUGCAGAUCUAACAUUGGUUAUGUCCGUUGCACUUGGGAAAGAAUUGAAAUCUGCUGGAGCCUCCACUGCUGAAAGGAUCCGUAUCUGGCGGAGGGGUGUGGAUUCAGAUAGUUUUCAUCCUCGCUACAAGAGUGCAGAGAUGCGACACAAACUAACUGAUGGAAAGCCAGAAACCCCAACAAUUAUCCAUGUAGGUCGUCUUGGGGCGGAGAAGAAUCUUGACUUCCUUGUAAAAGUCAUGGAGAGAAUUUCUGAAGCAAGACUUGUCUUUGUGGGUGAUGGACCUUACAAGCCAACAUUGGAGAAACUGUUUGAAGGCAAAAAUGUCCACUUCACAGGCAUGCUGUCAGGCGAAGAGCUCUCACAAGCCUAUGCCAGCGGUGAUAUAUUUAUCACACCAUCAGAGUCUGAAACUUUAGGAUUUGUGGUUUUAGAAGCAAUGGCAUCUGGCGUCCCUGUCGUCUGUGCAAGAGCUGGUGGGAUCCCGGAUAUUGUAAAUCAAGAUGGUGUGACGGGCUUUCUGUACACUCCCGGAGACGUGGAUGACUGUGUUGGGAAGUUGAAAGCUCUCAUUGAAUCUCCAGAAUUGCGAGACAGAACUGGCCGUGCAGGUCGAGAGGAGGUGGAGAAGUAUGACUGGCGAGCAAGCACUAAACAAGUUCGCAACGAGGAAUAUAGUGCAGCUAUAUGGUUCUGGCGAAGAAGAAAGCAGCAGCUUGCUAGCAGAUUUUCAGGAUGGUUCAAGCAUCCCCAACCACAGACAACUUGAAGUGUUCUAAAUUGUAAGGAAGCCCUCUGUUAUUUCCAUUGACAGCACCCUUUCUCAGCAACAUUAAGAUUUCAGGAGAAGAUUUUACAUGGUCUUGUAAAAGAUGAAUAGACUUAUAGUACAGUUCAGUUGGACACCAAGAUUAGGAGUCUAAAUGUAUGUGAUGAUGCGGUUCUUGUUAUUUUACAAAUUAGUUUAUGCCCAAUUCUGUAUUGGAUAGAAAAAUUGUAUAAUUUGUGUUGAUAAAGAAAUGAGAUACGUUUAAGUUUAAAAUGCC